ACACCGUCACAUACACAUACUUGGAGCAACAUCAACAACAAAAACAACUUAGUGUCGCCGCCGUCGUCGUCGUCACAGUUGAAGUACGCCACGGCCAGUGAAGCAACAGUCUGUAGAGAAAAGAGGAAAAAACUGUAAACUGUAAACAAAGCUUUUGGCCAAACGGAUAGGUGGCGCCACUUUCGCUGCAGCAAGCAGAUAAAAAUUUGAAGAGAAAAUAGAAGCAAAAUGGUUGAUCGUCUCGUUAACUCGGAAUUGAACACCCGUCGCAUUGCCUCCGUCGAGAACUGCUUUGGCAGCUCCGGAGUGCCGCUGGCGAUACCCGGACGCGUUCUAGUCGGCGAAGGUGUUCUGACCAAAAUGUGUCGCAAACGUCCAAAGUCGCGGCAAUUCUUUCUCUUCAACGACAUACUGGUCUAUGGCAACAUUGUGAUUGGAAAGAAAAAGUACAACAAACAACACAUAAUGCCGCUCGAGGAAGUUUCCCUGGACUCGAUACCCGACAACCAGCAGUACCGCAAUGGCUGGUAUAUACGCACGACGACGAAGUCUUUCGUCGUGUAUGCCGCCACCAGCACAGAGAAGCAGGAGUGGAUGGCCCAUAUAAACAAAUGUGUGGAGGAUCUGUUGCGCAAGAGCGGCAAGAAACCGCCGGGAAACCACGCUGCCGUUUGGGUGCCCGACGCUGAGGCCAGCGUUUGCAUGCACUGCAAGAAGACGCAGUUCACAUUUGUUCAGCGGCGUCACCAUUGCCGAAACUGCGGUGCUGUCGUUUGCGCCGCUUGCUCCACCAAGAAGUUCCUCUUGCCUCAACAAACUGGCAAAGCGCUGAGGGUCUGCGAUGCUUGCUACGAUCGCUUGCGCCACGCACCUGAUUCGGACGGCACCGUGGAGCAGCGGGCCUCGAAGCUGAACAUAAGUGGAGCAGCAGACAGUUCGAAUGACGAUGAUACCGACGAGGAUCUGCCGGGCUCGACUGAGGCGCAUGACGAACCGCGCUUCUAUGGCGACAACAGCAUGUCUAUGGCGGAUGAGCAGACGGCUAAUUCAUCAGCGAUUGCAGCAACGACAACAGCAACACCUGCCACAGCCACACCCUCCGCCGCCGCCGCCGCCCCCGCUUCAGUCAAUUGCUGAGUCUGAAGCCACAAAUGCUGUGUAUAACAGUUUUGGAAGA
Molecule: messenger RNA, 1177 nt
Organism: Drosophila navojoa
Lineage: Eukaryota; Metazoa; Arthropoda; Insecta; Diptera; Drosophilidae
Gene: rush
Product: pleckstrin homology and FYVE domain containing family member rush hour
Source: RefSeq, a predicted model, not a curated record